CUCAUCGUCGUUUCUUUUAUGACACCAUGUAGCUCCCUCAAUGCCAAGCCUGCUGAUCUGCACGACGCUGCAUGCCCAAGGUGUCCCUCCAAUCUGCUCGCGCGCGAGAGAGUGACAUUCUGGAGAAGCUUGGAAAGGUCCAACAGGCUGCCCAGAGCCAUAAGCAGCAGACAAAGCUCAAUCAGCAGCGCCAUGAGUGGAUCGAACAGGCUCGUGGUUUGGCUCGGGAAGCACGGCGGCUAGAGGGAGAUCUAAAGGAUGCUGCCUUGGAGCUUGGAAUUUGGCCAGAAGAUGAGGAGGAGUUGCACUCCAAAGCUGAAGUGUGGCUUCAGGUGUCCGGCUUGCGAGAGCUGGUCUUACAGCUCUCGCGGCGGGACCCGCAACGGCUGCGGGAGAAUCCGCAGCAGGCCCUGCAGCUCCAAGAUGCCUUGAGCAGCGUGGCCAUGGCCGUGCGGAGUCCAUACUGGAGCGCUCAGGCCUCCGCAUUGGAAGAGGACUGCGCUUCGCUGCGGAGCAAGCUGCGUUGUGAACUGGAUGCCUUGAACGACUCGCGCAACAGCGGCGCCGUUGAGGAUCGUUGCGAUCUGAGCGAUGAAGAAGACAACUUGCUGCAAGACAUUGGAGAUGGAGAGGAGGACUACCGGAAAGAGUUGGAAGACAUCAAUGUACAGGUGGCAACUUCUUUGACCGAGCUGGAACAGGAGUUGCAAGAGCUACGUCGGCGCAGAGCAGGCUGGGAUGAUGAGUCCCACUUCCGGUUCUUACACAUCAAGAGGGAAUUCCAGGCCAACCGGAGGGAUCUCUUUAUGGAGCGGCUGCGACUAGAGUUCCCGCACCUGAAGCGAGAAGAGUUGCAGCAGCAUGAGGCGACGUGCGAUGCCUUGAAGUAUGCCAGCCAGCGGCAGGCCGCCAUCUUCCGCCAGUGGCGUCGCGAUCGGCUGAACCUGCUGCGCCAGCACCAACAGCGGCUACAGAAACGGCUCCGCGCUCUGGAAGCACAACAGCAGCGCCUGCAGGAGAUGCAGGAGAUCAAAGAGAAAGGCAAGCUGCUCCAAGGCCGAUUGCAGGUGGAGCGCCAAAAAGCUCAAGCCAAACGAGAGGAGCGUGAAUUGGAGCAGAGCGAGGAACAACAGCGGCAGCAAGCUCUCCAGGCCGAGAAGGAGCAGAAGCUACAGAAGCGCGCGGAAGUGGUUCGUCAACUCAGCCGCAACUUCAACGAGCAGCGACGGGAGCAGCAGCAGCGGGACAAGGAGGAUGCUGCUCUCCGCGAGCAGAAAGAGGCUGAGGAACGCAUUGCCCGCAUGGCGCGAAAUGCCCGCAUGGUCGAAAUGAGGAGGCAGUUGGACGAGCUGAAGCGGAAAGAGGUCGCACAGAAACGUGCGGCUUUGGAGCAAGAGCAGCUGGAGCGACAGAUGGCAUUGCAAAGAGCCUUAGAUCACCUCAAAGUCGAGGCGCCCAGAGACCUGCAGCGCCUCCACAAGGUGCCGGAGAGACACACUGCGGAAGCCUACAGCGAUCCGCUGGUUUGCGUCACCCGGGGGCCGGCGGCUGGCUUCGAUGAACAGCGCUUGAUGGCGGAUGCCCGGUACAAGCUCUCGGCUGCCCUGCAGGCCGCUGGCCUCUACUCCACAAAAGCGGGCCAAGAGGCCUUGGCACGGGUGGCAGCACCAAAGCCAGCGCAGCCACAUUUGGUUUCUCAGGUCUUCGGUGGCUAUCCGAAUGCUUGAUGUACAAAGAUCCAAUCCCGCCGACUUCCUUUGCCAAAAGAGCAAAGAGACAACGGUGGGAUCCGAGACGACGGCUCUAUGGGAUCCGAGACAUCAGAGAUCUUUUGACCUCACGAAGAGCUCCAGCGAUCAAAGACAAUCCCAUAGAGCGCAGCCGUGGCAGCCACCAAGGUCAGCUUGUA
Molecule: messenger RNA, 1909 nt
Organism: Durusdinium trenchii
Lineage: Eukaryota; Dinophyceae; Suessiales; Symbiodiniaceae
Source: the annotation of a GenBank genome assembly